This is a messenger RNA of Venustampulla echinocandica, 912 nucleotides long. RefSeq lists its product as uncharacterized. Gene Ontology annotation, cellular component: condensed nuclear chromosome; DNA recombinase auxiliary factor complex. The record is from RefSeq and is a predicted model, not a curated record. The transcript has 3 exons. Gene Ontology annotation, molecular function: recombinase activator activity; double-stranded DNA binding. Gene Ontology annotation, biological process: meiotic strand invasion involved in reciprocal meiotic recombination; homologous chromosome pairing at meiosis; meiotic joint molecule formation. NCBI's taxonomy places the organism in Eukaryota, Fungi, Ascomycota, Leotiomycetes, Helotiales, Pleuroascaceae. The coding region runs from base 1 to 912 and encodes 303 amino acids.
AUGGCACCUCGCGCCCCAGCAAAAUGCAAGCCGAGUACAGUGGCAGAAGAUUCCAUAAGCACGGCAUCCGCCUCCGACUCCCCUGCUCUAAAACCCAAGACCGAAAAAGCCAAAGUUGAAAAAUCGAAAGGAGGUGCUGCUGAGAAAGCCAAGACGAGCAAGAAGGUGGAGAAGGCCAUUUCCGCCGCUGCUACUGCUGCUGGAGGAAAAGAUGCCAAAGAGAAACCAAGCGCAGGGAAGGAUGGGAAAACGAAGCCUGUUAGCGGCGAUGAGGCGGAGAAGUUGAUUCUCCAGUAUCUAAAGGAGCAGAAUAGACCUUAUAGCGCGACGGAGGUUAGUGCUAAUCUACAUGGAAAGGUGACCAAAACGCUCGCAGAUAGACUUCUAAAAGAGCUCGAACAAGCUGGGAAAAUCAUGGGAAAAGCGACUAAUGGCGAUAAAAAAGGCAGUCAAUGGGUGUUUUGGUAUUUACAGGACAAAGCCGACCAAGCUUCUCCCACCGAACUCCUCUCCAUGGACGAAACCAUCUCCACCCUCCGCACAACCACUGUACCAGCCUUGAAAUCCCGCUUCAAAGCCCUAACAACCAAUCUCUCUACCAUCCUCUCGGCGCCUACAACCUCCGAGCUUACCAUUCUAAUCGCCAAUCUCCAGACCUCCAAUGCGGAGAAGAGGAGCAGGAUCUCGGAACUUAAAGCAGGACAGGAUGGGAAUGGUAAAAAUGGUGGAAAAGGAGCGGUAACGAAAGAAGAAGCCGAAAGGGUGCAGAAAGAAUAUGCGUAUUGGAAAAGUAAGAUGGGGGUUAGGAAACGGUGUUUUCGCGAGCUGGAGGGGAUGCUUAUGGAGGGGAUGAGUAGAGAUGAGAUUUGGGAGCGGGUUGGGAUCGAAGACGUUGAGGGCGACGGAGGUUGA